Molecule: messenger RNA, 6146 nt
Organism: Hypanus sabinus (Atlantic stingray)
Lineage: Eukaryota; Metazoa; Chordata; Chondrichthyes; Myliobatiformes; Dasyatidae
Gene: cast
Product: calpastatin
Exons: 49
Coding region: 197-4237 (1346 amino acids)
Cellular component (GO): cytoplasm
Molecular function (GO): calcium-dependent cysteine-type endopeptidase inhibitor activity
Source: RefSeq, a predicted model, not a curated record
UGCUGUAGAGUCUGUUUAACCUGUUACUGGGUGUUUCAGGGCACAAAAACGCAGAGGGAGUGAAAGAGGACACGCCCUCGACUCGAAUCCUCCGCAACACAAGUUUGGAGAGGGAAGAGCCAGUAACUCUGGGAUAAGUUUAGUCCGGGUUUGCCCGUUCGAGCGAGCAGUCCAGUUUCAGCGCCAACUCCGAAACAUGUCGCAAUCACACAAGAGGAAACCCAAAGAGCCCAGAAAGGAGGGUACUAAGUCUGAUUCGGCUAAAUCAAAACCAGGAGCCAGCAUGACUACACGAUCAUCAGAGCAAGGAAAAACAAAAGCCAGUGAACCUGGUAAAGUUGACAGUUCUAAACCAAUGAGCUCGACUACCAAGACAUCGGGAAAGCCAGGAGCUGCAGGAACACACAAAUCGGCAGACUCAUGCAAGUCCAAGACUACAUCUGGUUCCUUGGCUGCAUCUAGUGGAGCAAAGCAGAAACAGCCACAGUCCACAGCUACCCAUCAGAGCAAAAUGGGUCAGAAGGCGACCACUACUUCUAAGCUGGACACAAAGGAAAGAACACUUCCAGCAAAAGUGACAGGCACUUCACUUCACAAAAACAAUGACUCAAAGACUCAGAAAACUAAGCAAUCCUGCAGGACAGAUCCAGAAAAUGCCACCAGUCUGCCUUUCAAAGAGGACUUACUGCAGAAGCACUUAGAGGAUGUAAUGAAGAUAAUAAGAGAGAUGAAAAGUCAGAUUGUGAGUGAAGUGACCUUCAUGAUUGAAGAACAGAUAAGCCACCUAAAAGCAACCAUUGUCAAGUCUUUGGAAAAUGCAAGCCUUGAGCAGAAGCAAGCAGUAAUUGCACCACUGAAAACGGUAUCAGAGAUUGAGGAUGGCAAACCAAUGUUGAGUGCCAUGGAACAGCUCUUGGAGCCAUUUCCAUCUCAGGGACCAGAUGCUCCAGUUGCCAAGUGCACUGGGCCCGCAGCGAAGGGUAAAGAUCCACUCGACCUACUUGCAGCAACUCUUCCAUCCGAGGCUCCUGACGACUCAGCUCCAAAAUACACUGGCCCGGAAGUGAAGGAAUCCGAUGUGACGAAGAAGAAAGGUGAACGAGUAGGAGAACAUGAAGACACGAUACCACCUGAUUACAGAUUUAAGGAGCAGUCUGAUCCUAAGGAUAAGGGUAAACCGGCAUCUUCCUCUGCUGGUCCAGGAGCUAAACCAAAGGUAACAGAGAAGGGUAUGACAGAGCGUGACGUCCUGGAGUCUCUGUCGGCUGACUUCGUCCAAAGCUCUGCUGCUCCAGUUUCAAAAUGCUCGGCUGAGGUUUCUCACUCUACACAGAAGCAGGCACCCUUGCAAGCUUCAGCGGCUGCCUCUGUGUCAGCAAGUCAACCUGGUGCCAAGGAUAAAGAUGCAUUUGACCUGCUCGCAGAAACACUCCCAUGUGAAGCUCCAGACCAGUCAGCUCCCAAGUACACUGGGCCAGAAGUGAAGGAAUCGGAUGUAACCAAGCAACAUGUUGAACGAAUGGGAGAUCGAGAUGACACACUGCCACCUGAUUACAGAUUUAAAGACCUGCCUGAUGGGAAGGAUAAAGGACAGCUGCCUCCUUCUACUGAUCCAAAAUCAAAGACUUUGACAGAAAGCGAUGUCCUGGAAUCGUUGUCAGCUGAUUUUGUCCAAAGCUCUCCGGCAACAAUUUCAAAAUGUUCGGCUGCACCGCCCUCUCUGCAGCAGCAGGCACCUCUGCAAGCUUCAACGGCUGCUUCGGUUUCUGCGAGUCAACCUGGUAAGAAGGAUAAAGAUGCACUCAACCUGCUUGCACAGACCCUCCCAUCAGAAGCACCAGACCAGUCAGCUCCCAAGUACACUGGUCCUCCAGUGAAGGAAUCAGAUUCAACUAAGAAGAAGGGUGAACGAGUGGGAGAAGGAGAGGACUCAAUACCGCCUGAGUACAGAUUUAAAGAGCAGCCAGAUAUGAAGGGCAAAGUGCAACCUGCGUCUUCUGAUAGCCCAGCAGCAAAACCAAAGACUAUGUCAGAAGGCGAUGUCCUGGAGUCGUUGUCAGCUGACUUUGGUCAAAGCUCUCGGGCAACAAUUUCGAAGUGUUCGGCUGCAGUUUCCCACUCUGCAGCGCCGCCCUCUCUGCAGCAACAGGCACCUCUGCAAGCUUUAACAGCUGCCUCAGUCUCUGCAAGUCUUCCUGGUGGUAAGGGUAAAGAUCCACUCGACCUACUUGCAGCAACUCUUCCAUCCGAGGCUCCUGACGACUCAGCUCCGAAAUACUCUGGCCCGGAAGUGAAGGAAUCGGAUGUAACUAAGAAGAAGGGUGAACGAGUUGGAGAGCGAGAAGACACAAUUCCACCUGAUUACAGGUUUAAAGAGCAGCCUGGCUCUAAGGGUAAACUGGCUUCUUCCUCCACUGGUACAGGAGCAAAACCAAAGGCCAUGACAGAAGAUGAUGUCCUGGACUCUCUGUCGGCAGACUUUGUCCAAAGUUCUCCAGCUCAGAUUUCAAAAUGCUCAGCCCCAACAGCUCAUGCUGCAGCACCACCCUCUGUGCAGAAUGAGGCACCCCUGAAGGCUUCAACAGCUGCCCCAGUUUCUUCGAGUCAAGCCGGUUCCAUGGGUAAAGAUGCUUUCGACCUCCUUGCGGAUACUCUUCCAUCGGAAGCACCGGACAAUUCGGCUCCCAAGUACACUGGCCCUGAAGUAAAGGAAGCAGAAGUUACUAAGAAGAAGGGUGAACGAGUGGGAGAACGUGAAGACACCAUACCACCUGAUUACAGAUUUAAAGAGCAGCCUGAUCCUAAGGGUAAAGCCAGCUUGGGCCCUUCCAUCACUGAUGCAAAAGCAAAACCAAAGGUUUUGUCUGAAAACGAUGUCCUGGAGUCUCUUUCUGCAGAUUUUGUCCAAAGCUCUGUUGCUCCAAUUUCAAAAUGCUCGGCUACAACAUCACAGUCUGCAGCACCGCCCUCCGUGCGGAAGGAGGCCCCAUUGAAAGCCUGUACAGCUGCCUCAGUGUCUGCAAGUCAAACUGGUGCUAAGGGUAAAGAUCCACUCGACCUACUUGCAGCAACUCUUCCAUCCGAGGCUCCUGAUGAUUCAGCUCCGAAAUACACUGGCCCAGAAGUGAAGGAAUCAGAUGCAACAAAGAAGUUGAUUGAACGUGUGGGAGAAGGAGAUGAUACAAUACCACCUGAUUAUAGAUUUAAGAAGGAGCCUGAUUCAAAGGACAAAGGUAAACCAGCCUCAUCCAUCACUUCUCCAGGAAGCCAACCAAAGGGUAUGACAGAGGGUGACGUCCUGGAGUCUCUGUCGGCUGACUUCGUCCAAAGCUCUGCUGCUCCAGUUUCAAAAAGCUCGGCUUUAGUUUGUGAGACUGCACCCCCGCCUUCAAUGAAGAAGCAGGAACCUCUGAAAGCUUCUUCAAUAUCUGCGUGUCAGAGUGGUGUUAAGGAUAAAAACCCAUUAGAUCUGCUUGCAGCAACCCUUCCAUCAGAAGCUCCAGACAAUUCUGCACCCAAGUACACUGGCCCGGAAGUGAAGGAAUCUGACUCUUCCAAGAAGAAGGCUGAACGUGUGGGCGAAACGGAAGAAUCCAUACCUCCUGAUUACAGAUUCACUGAGCAAGUUGAUCCAAAGGAUAAAGGCAAAAGCAAACUGCCCUCCUCUGCCACUGGUGCAGGAACAAAACCAAAGACUAUGCCAGAAAGUGAUGUCUUGGAGUGUCUGUCAGCUGACUUUGCCCAAAGUGCUCCAGCAACUAUUUCAAAAUGCUCGGCAGCGCCGCCCUCUCUGCAGCAACAGGCACCUCUGCAAGCAUCAACAGCUGCCUCGGUCUCUGCCAGUCUACCCAGUGCUAAGGAUAAAGAUGCACUUGACCUGCUCGCAGAAACACUCCCAUCGGAAGCACCGGACAAUUCAGCUCCCAAGUACACUGGGCCAGAAGUGAAGGAAUCAGAUGCUUCGAAGAAGAAGGCAGAGCGUGUGGGAGAAAUUGAAGAAUCCAUACCCCCUGACUACAGAUUCACUGAGAAAGCAGAUCCAAAGGAUAAAGGUAAACCAACCUCUUCAGUCACAGGUCCAGGCGCCAAGCCAAAGAUACAGACAAUGGCCGAAGUGGUAGAUAGCCUUUCAUCAGAUUUCAACACUUCCUCUUCAGCUUCACAUUCUGUGGCACCGAACUCCCAACAGAAAGAGACUGCUGCUAAAUCUGACACGAAGAAAGCUCCUAAACGCUAAAGCUAUCAAAACAGCAAUGUCACUUUUACUCCUGCCAAUCUGCUGGGAAUAUUCCAGAAUCUAGGGAAUUAUGGAAGAUUAUGAUUAAUACAUCUUCGUCUCUGCAGUCAUCUCUAUUUUGAACCCUGCGAUAUCGGCUGUAAGGGGGUUUGUUGGGUUGUGGCCUUUUUAAUCUCUCUAAUCUCAGCCAAAAAUGCUGAUGUUGAUCUAACUUGUAAUUAUCUUUUCUGUUGCUUGUACAAUGAUUUCUUAUCUGUCAACUUAAUAUGAAAAGUUAAUUUACAUUUAAAGUAAUACAUUUUAACCCUUGCUUAUACAGCAACUAACACUGAUAAUUCUAUCCAGGCAUUUGUUACUUAAUCCUCUGUCCCAUGCUGUUUAAUGCCUUACUUAGCAUAACUGUUUGCCGCUCUCUCACAUAUUUGCGUAGUGUUUCUGAGGGCUAUUCAACAGCUACAUUUUGAAAGGAUGAAACUGACAUUUGCAUUACUCUGAUCAAAACCGUAUCAACUUAUUUUUGACAUUUCUUCCCCAUCUCUCUGUCUUUCUCUCUCUCUCACUCUAAUACUUUUCAUACUAAGACCAGAAAAUGCUCAGAAGGAACUGUAGAAUUGUUAGGGUAUGAUAUAUCCUCAGUGCAUCCCUGUACAUACCAUCAGGACAGCAGGAAUCUCUUAGUGUUUACUUACUUCUGUCAUUUCAAUUUAAUGGCACGCCUUCUUCCUUUGCAGGUCCUGGUUUACAAACUGACCACUGUGCAAGUUUUACUUUUCAUUGGGAAUAUGCUUCUGUAUGAAUGUCUGUGGUUUCUAAUCAAGUUUCCAAAGAGCUGCUGUAUCACUUUAUGGGGAGAUAAUGAACAACACCUUUGAGAAUAACUUUAACUUUGACACUUGGCUUUAUGGCAUUGUAUGAAAUGUUACAUGCUCUCUGAAGAUUGUUAAACUGGAUUUAUAUAUUUAAAAUACUUUUUUCUAAGUGGGAAGGAUGGUAUAUUUGUAGGAAAUGUUUACCACUAAUGUAUACUGUAAAAAGUUGAAGUUCAGUUCAAUUUCUUUCUGAACUACACACAGUAUUGAAUUCCUUUCCCUGGGAACUGUCUAUGCCUGAAGCAGUCUGUUCACAACCUUGAUGUUACCUUUGAUCCGAGGAGAAGCUUCUGCCAACGUAGCUGCAGCAUGGCCUAAUAUUGUAACUGUCUGACUCCGCCCUGCCUCAGCUUUGUUGUCCCUGGAACCAAUUCUUCUCCCCGGUUAGUUUCUGUCUUCCAAUUUACUAAGAUUUUAGCUCACUGUAAACGCAUUGCCCAUCAUUGUAACUCGUCAAUUCCCAUGAUUAAAUGUAGACUGAACAAUUUAUAUUGACACUAGGUCUGGAACUAUGGUUUGUUAAAUGCUCCUGAUUUUUAGGCCUCAGGCCUCAGCCCUCCUCAUCCCUGAAACCCGAUGGGGUGUGUGUUCUCCAACUCUGAGUGCUUGAAGUGAUUAAAGUUGGAGAUGACAGUUACCUUCUAUCACUUCUGACCACUGAAAUUCAUUAGCAGCACAUCCAUGUAACUCAGUAUCAAACCUUGUUUAAUAAACUCUUGUGAAGUGCCUUGGAACGUACAGCAAUGUUAAGGAUACUAUGAAAAGUGAACAUUGACAUUUCUGUGGACUGUAAAGGCUUGAAUAAAGUUUCCAGGAUGGAUUACAUUUGCCCUACUGCAGCACAACAUUGUGUUGGAGUCUCAACUAUUCACUUAUACUUUAUGGCUUGGGUGUAUUAUGUCACAUGGGUACAAAGAGAAACUAAAAAUAAAAUGUAAAGAACACAAAAUGUGUGAGCUUCAUUUAAACGGAUUGUUGCAGAGAACAUACAGGCACUUCAGCCCCAAUGUUGUGUUGAACCUUUAAUUUACAUCAAGAUC